UCUACUGCAGCAAAUAGUGCUUGUUGCCUCAAGGUUUUUCGAUGUUGCACAACAUUGUUAAUUUCAAAAUACCAAAUUCGAGGAGUUGUACAACACUUUAAUCGGGCAUUGCGUCAAAAAAAAAACAAUUGGAAAAAAUAAAUGUUUGGCAAAUCAAAGCCCUGAACAAAAAUUAACAGAAAAAUGUUCAAUAAUUGCGACCAGAACACGCACACAGAAUGGGCCUCAGAAAGGUAAUGGACAUAAAUAUAACGUGCUUUUCGGCCAAAUCAAGAGUGCAUUGUUUUAGAGACUUCAGGGAGGAACGCUUUAACGAAUCUCAGGACCAUUUCUACUUUAACUACGUCAACAAACAGAAUACAAGUCUGCAGAAGAACCAAGAAAAUGAUGCAGAGGAAAAGCUGGCCAGCACAUUUCAGGCCAAAGAGAAACCUCGUAUAGAGGAUUCGUCAAGCCCUUAUCCAAUAAUCACCACUCCGAUCUGGAACAGACGCCAUGGUCCCAUGCCACCCACCAUCUCCACGCCCGAAGUCAAUUUCAUGGCCAAGUUUGUGGCCAACAAGAAGGCCGGGGUCGUCAGGGUCGCUGAGAUCUUUGACUCAUUUGCUUGGGGCAGAGAGCUCAAGAAAAGAGGCUUUCAAUCUUCGCUCAAGUUGCCUGCCGGCUUUCGAAGGUACAUCCCGAAACCGAAGGUCAUCGCACCCAUGCUGGAGCCAGAGCUGGAAUAUCUGCAGAUGCUGUUGGAUGAAUAUUGUCCUUUACCAUGUGUAAGCCCUAUCUCAGAGGCCCCUCAAAUGCCUGAAGCAGCUACAGGAAACCCAGAGAUCCCAGAAGCAGUCGCCGGAAACCAAGAAGAACCAGCAGCUGUCCCAGAGAUCCCAGCAGCAGAUCCACAAGAGCCGCCCGGAUCUCUGUUUUGUCGUAUCCCAACGUCUGAGGAACUCAGUCAGAUGGAAAAGGACUUUGAGGCUGGUCUGCUGGAUCCAAACACUUGGCCCUUCAACUGCAGAAUGCCCUGUCCCACAUCCCCUUGCCCAAAAUGGCGCUAUGAUAAUCCACCCACACCACCACCCACACCGAGGACAUCGAAAAGGUCCAGACUGGAGCCAUGCGCACAUGAAAAUGCUCUGGCUGUCAACUUUCUCUUCCAAGAGGAGCAAAAACGAGCCAUGAAACCGAGCCAGAGUGAGAGUCAGAGUCCUUUGCUACAUCGGAUCAUCCCUAAGGUAUCCCGCGGCUUGCGUUCGAUAAAACUUCUUAAGUCGCUCAGAUUCAAAAGCCAGAAAAUUAACGACACUACGGAGAUCGACGAGAUCCUUAACAUGUUCACUCCAACGGAAAAUCCUCGUCCUGUGAAUGACACUUUGCAGCACAAUGACACAGCGCCCGCUGACCAGGAUCCAGAAAUUUCAGAAGAUAUGGAAUACCACAUCGCGGCGUCCGAUAUAGACGUGCCGCUUGAAGUGGAACAAGACAUUUCCCUGCAGGAUUACAUGCCUGGGAAAUCGACAUCACUGGCCCUGCUAAAUGACAUUCCAAGAACAUCCAUUGCCCUGCAGGAUGAGAUCCCACAAAAAUCGCAGCCAUUGAUUUCAGACCUAUGCAUAGAAGUGGCUAUGCCUGAGGACCUUCCGCACCUACAGCAAGAAGAGUCAGUUCCGGUUCCAGUUCCCAAUAAGGAGUACUUGCGCGUGGCAGAGGAGCGGGAACCCAUAUGCAUUGGCAAUGUGCAGCCCAAGCCACAGGAUAAGGCCGAGUGCCAACAAUGGAUCCUUCAGACUAGCCAAAUCCUUACCUCCCAGUACAAGUCCCUUCUCUGGAAAGACCGAAAACCUGUUGAUAUUGAUUUCGAGGAUGAAAUCGAAAAGGAUCAGCAGAAUCAGCGCCUGCCUGGCAUCGGUCAUCCAUCGACCUUGCAAGAAAACGCCUGGCAACGGAGCUACCGCUCGAUGCUGGACGUUUUCGAGGAUAUUUGUGAGGAGACCGCGUGCGAGUAUCGCGACCCGCAGGCCAAAAGAUUGCGCAGCAAAUGGGUCCAGAGAUUUGGUAAGAGCUCGAGUCCAAAUCUGUGCCGCAAGCUGGACACAAAACUGCCGACAGUCCGCUCCCGGCCGUUGCUCAAAGUGAAGAUAAUGGCCAAAAAAAAUAUCAAGAAUUUGGAAACGCUGACCCUGCGGAUCGAGUUGAAGUAUUCGAAAACGUUCUGUACGUUGCACUUGAACCAGCCGAUCCAUCUCAAGUCGGCGGCCAAGAAACUCUCAAGAGUCGAGUACGACAAUGCCAUAAAUGUCCUGCAAAAGUUCGAGAACCACAACCGAAACUCGGAGCACAGUCGGAUAUCGUGGCUCUGGCCGAAUGGCACUGUGACCAUCAUAAACGGCUGUCGCGACGACAAGAAAGAUCUGAUAGAAGUCCAGAAUAAACUCCUGUCUCCCCUACUGCAUGUCUCCCACUUCAAGGCGGAGCCAGCCCACAAUCUGCUGUACCUGCGCAUGCGUUCCAGCGCUCAUUUUGGCUUUCAAAUCAAACUGAAGCUGUUCGCCGAAUGUUUUGUGCUGUCCGCCCAGACGAGUCGCGAUAAUGUCGGAUCGGAGUACGUGUAUUAUGUGAGCAGCGAUUUACCGGGCGUGGUGGCACAGUUGCAUGACCAUGGGAGGGUCUAUGUGUAUGCCAUGUCCAUUGAGGAGGCGGACAAAAUGUUGCUAAAGCUAUAUAUCCUGAUCCACAAUCAAAGCAGGCAUCUGGUAAAGAUGGAGCCCCACUGAACUCUCGUUCUUAACCUUUUUCUAUUCCUUGGAGUGUCAGAAUGGUUUAAAGUCUGAUGCAUUUUGCAAUAAAAUGCGUUAUUAAAUGCUUUUGAAUAUUUA
Molecule: messenger RNA, 2867 nt
Organism: Drosophila pseudoobscura
Lineage: Eukaryota; Metazoa; Arthropoda; Insecta; Diptera; Drosophilidae
Gene: ms(3)76Ba
Product: male sterile (3) 76Ba
Exons: 2
Coding region: 219-2765 (848 amino acids)
Source: RefSeq, a predicted model, not a curated record